AUGCUUCUUGUUGAUUUUAAAGAAUUUCAAGAAAAGGUUUAUACUCAAUUCAGACCCUGGCAUCGUUCAUUCCAAUUCUGGACCAGAGCCAUUGAUAUCUACACCGGCUACAAGGUGUUUCAAGUCAGAGUAAAUUUUGUGAAAGAUGCGGCGACGAGGGAGGCAAUGUGGGAGAAACAGCACGAAAUUGCGGCUGAUAAGAUAUAUGAUAUGUGUGCUGACCUCGGAGGCUUUUUUCUUAAGGUUGCACAAAUUAUUGGGAAGCCGGACUUGGCACCGGCUGCUUGGGUGAGAAGGCUGGUCACACUGUGCGAUCAGGCUCCGGGCACCCCAUAUAAUGUGAUCAAGAAUGUGCUCGAGAAGGAGUUGGGUCAAAGUGUGGAAGAACUAUUCGAAAGAUUUGACGUGCAUCCUCUUGGUUCUGCUUCAAUCGCACAGGUUCACCGAGCACGGCUUAGAGGUGAUAAAAGUGAUGUUGUUGUGAAGGUCCAGCAUCCUGGUGUGCAAGACUUGAUGAUGACUGAUAUCCGCAACUUGCAAGCUUUUGCAUUAUACAUGCAAAAGACAGACAUAAAGUUUGAUCUAUAUUCUGUAACCAAGGAAAUGGAGAAACAGAUUGGAUAUGAGUUCAAUUUUGUGAGGGAGGCCGAUGCUAUGGAGAAAAUUCGGCGAUUCCUGUAUGAAAAUAACAAAAAGGCUCCAGUUUUGGUGCCACGAGUGAUCAGAAAUAUGUUCACAAGGAGGGUUCUAGUGAUGGAGUAUAUUGAUGGUGUUCCUAUCCUGCAGCUUGGGGAUGAGAUGGCUAAAAGAGGCAUAAAUCCUGGUGGUAAGGUUGCCGCAGCUGCAAAGCAGAACAUACUUAAAAGUUUGACACUUGCUUAUGGGCAGAUGAUACUAAGGAGUGGUUUCUUUCACGCUGAUCCUCAUCCAGGAAACAUUUUGAUUUGUAGAGGUUCUGAGGUUGCCUUGCUUGAUUAUGGGCAAGUGAAGUAUCUUCCUGAGACACUGAGGCUAGGAUAUGCUAAUCUUGUGAUUGCUAUAGCAGAUAAUGACCCUAUAAAGGCAUCUGAGAGCUACAGGGAGCUCGGCAUAGACACUUUCAGCAAAUGUGAGAAUGAGAAGAAAGAGUUGCUUAGAUUAGCCCAAACAAUGUUUGAUACGAAGCUACCACCUGGCGUAACAAUGUUGCAACCCUUUUCCGAUGAAUCUUCAAUUAAAAAGAUUGCUGUUCAGGCUUUCCCAGAAGAAUUGUUCUCUGUUCUACGUACGGUGCAUUUGCUUAGAGGGCUUAGUGUGGGGCUUGGAAUCAAUUACUCAUGUGCCGAGCAGUGGAGGCCCAUGGCUGAAGAAGCUCUAUAUCUUGCCGGGAGGCUAACAGAUAAAGAUCUCAAAAAAGCACAUAGACGUGGUAUUAUCAGGAGAUUAUUCGGGAGGUAG
Molecule: messenger RNA, 1437 nt
Organism: Striga hermonthica
Lineage: Eukaryota; Viridiplantae; Streptophyta; Magnoliopsida; Lamiales; Orobanchaceae
Source: the annotation of a GenBank genome assembly